AUCAUCAACCUCAAGUUAGAGGCCUGUGCCAGGCUGAAUCUUAUAAUUUAGACCAGACGGAUCAGCAUCGCGUUCCUCCCUCGUCAUUAGUACCGAUCGUAUCGUCACAAGGUCAUCAAUCCGUUGGAGGCCUGCAUGAGCCAUACGAGAAUGGGCCUUAUAGUUCAGGCCAGGUGGAGUUGCAACAAGGUUCUCCUGUAUCAUACGGAUCCCCAUCUCAUUCUUACGUCUAUCAUUCGGAAAAUAAUUUUGUUACAAACGAAUUAUCAAUGCCAAUGAAUGCAGUUCAACAAAAUCGAACAAGAAAUGUAGGGGAAUCAUCACCUAUUACUAAUACAUUCGGACCACCGGUCCAAUAUCCAUCAGUAAUGUGUCCAGCACCCGUGCUCGUGAAAAUAUAUGCCUGUCCGAGCUCCAUUAAUCAAAUCCAAUAUUCAUGUGAACACUCGGCACCGAUUAAUACAGUAGGGACAUCACAAGGACAACAGCAAAUGUCAGUAAGUUCGGGUAGAGAAAAUAACUCACAAACACAAAAUUCUUCGACCAUUGCAUCACCAACUCAUUGGGAUAAUGCAAAUUAUUUAAACAUGACUUCGGCUCCAGAAUUUCAAACGGUUAUAUCGCAAACUCCAGUACAUUUAAAUGGAAUCGCAGAUUAUACAUAUGAAGGAUAA
This is a messenger RNA of Dentiscutata heterogama, 674 nucleotides long. The record is from the annotation of a GenBank genome assembly. NCBI's taxonomy places the organism in Eukaryota, Fungi, Glomeromycota, Glomeromycetes, Diversisporales, Gigasporaceae.